UCCCUAUAGACCCAGCCACGCUCCCGCUGACUUGACUUACGAAGAACAGCACGGAAGACGAAGGAUAGGGAGUAGGAAAGGACGAUGGAGGAGGGCAGAGGCAGAGCGGUGGUCGAUUCUGUAAGAGAAAGAGAGAUAGAGAGACACGGUGUAGCAUGCAGAACAAGUGUGGAGUGGUUAGUGAUUGACUGACUGAUCGGUCGAUCGGCAGAUUGAUCGUAGGAGUAGCGACUUCGAGGAGGCCGGGCGGGAGGAUGACUGCCUCUGUGGAUGUUCAAAAAGAAGGGGAGAGGAUUUUGGCUGCAACAAGGCGACCUGACGGCACUCUGCGCAAGCCUGUGCGUAUUCGUGCAGGUUACACUCCACAGGAUGAGGUUGCGAUUUAUCAAUCCAAGGCCGCAUUGAUGAAGCAGGGAAAGCCCGUUGUGCCACCCGGGUAUGAUCCGGACGAUGCCUCGAAACCCAAGACGAAGGCAGCGAAGAAGAAUGAGAAGAGGAAAGAGAAAAAGCAGCAGGCUACCACCUCUUCUGGGAACAAUGACCCGUCUCUAAACAACGGUGGAGAUGGAUGUGUCCGUGAAGACAAGCUGAUGACAGGACAAUCACAAUCCAAAACAGAGGAUAUGGCCCAUGUUGUACAACAGCUGAAUGCCCUGAAUUUGUCGACUCCGGCAGCAGAUGCGCCUCUUGAGGAUACAGCUGGAAAGAUUGAUUUGGACAAACGAAUAAGGGCUCUUCGGAAGAAGAUCCGCACCACAGAAUCUCUUCAGGCUUCAUCGUCGGGGAAGACAACGCUGACACCAGAACAGAUGGAAAAACUAUCUAAACUGGAUACAUGGAGGAAGGAGUUGCUAGAUAUGGAGGCUCAGUAUGCCGCCUAGCAUGGAGACCUGGGCACCACAGCCCUGUAAUUGGUACACGGCUCAAGACGAAGAUUUUGUGUUCAGUAUUUUGGUAGGCAUAGAGGCAAGGCCCUGCUGCAGAAGCCCAGCCGAUGAAAAUCACAGAUUUGGCAUUGUUAGAUUCCAGUCCUCUAGCUGCUCUAGCUACCCUCUACACACGAAUGUAUUUCGCUCUCCGGAGUUAUCAUGUACGACAGAAUGCUGUCACGAAAUUGUGUGGAGCAUCUUGUUUGCGCACAGGACGGUCAUCCUACAAUACCAUACUUCGUUUCAUCGUCCUAUUGAGUUUCUUUUACCUCACGUUUUCACUAGACCACGCUUUCUGGAUGUCUAUCU
Molecule: messenger RNA, 1238 nt
Organism: Marchantia polymorpha subsp. ruderalis
Lineage: Eukaryota; Viridiplantae; Streptophyta; Marchantiopsida; Marchantiales; Marchantiaceae
Source: the annotation of a GenBank genome assembly